CGCCGAGCCCUGAUGACGUAGAGGUCCUGCGCCUCCCGGCGAGCAGGGUGCGCGUGGAGAAGCUCGGGUCCCCGUCUCCGUACGGAUUCCGGUGCCCCUGGGUCCCGGGACCCGACAUCAUGAAAGAGACACCACUUUCAAACUGCGAGCGCCGCUUCCUCCUCCGCGCCAUCGAGGAGAAGAAGCGCCUGGAUGGCAGACAAACCUACGACUAUAGGAACAUCAGAAUCUCAUUUGGAACCGAUUAUGGGUGCUGUAUUGUGGAACUUGGGAAAACAAGAGUUCUUGGACAGGUUUCCUGUGAACUUGUUUCUCCAAAACUCAACAGGGCAACAGAAGGUAUUCUUUUUUUUAACCUUGAACUCUCUCAGAUGGCUGCCCCAGCUUUUGAACCCGGCAGGCAGUCAGAUCUCUUGGUGAAGUUGAAUCGUCUCUUGGAAAGAUGUCUAAGAAAUUCGAAGUGUAUAGACACUGAAUCUCUCUGUGUUGUUGCUGGUGAAAAGGUUUGGCAAAUACGAGUGGACCUGCAUUUAUUAAAUCAUGAUGGAAAUAUUAUUGAUGCUGCCAGCAUUGCUGCCAUUGUAGCCUUGUGUCACUUCCGAAGGCCUGAUGUGUCCGUCCAAGGAGAUGAAGUGACACUGUAUGCCCCAGAAGAGCGUGAUCCUGUGCCAUUGAGCAUCCACCACAUGCCCAUUUGCGUCAGUUUUGCCUUCUUCCAGCAAGGCACCUACUUAUUGGUGGACCCCCACGAGCGAGAAGAACGUGUGAUGGACGGCUUGCUGGUGAUCGCCAUGAACAAGCACCGAGAGAUCUGUACCCUCCAGUCCAGUGGUGGGAUCAUGCUGCUGAAAGAGCAGGUUUUGAGAUGUAGUAAAAUUGCUGGUGUGAAAGUAGCGGAAAUUACAGAGCUAAUACAGAAGGCUUUGGAGAAUGACCAGAAAGUCAGGAAAGAAGGUGGAAAGUUUGGCUUUGCAGAGUCUAUAGCAAAUCAAAGGAUCACAGCAUUUAAAAUGGAAAAGGCCCCUGUUGAUACCUGUGAUGUAGAGGAAAAAGCAGAAGAAAUCAUUGCUGAAGCCGAACCACCUGCAGAAGUUGUUUCUAAACCUGUGCUCUGGACUCCUGGAACUGCCCAAAUUGGAGAAGGAGUAGAAAACUCCUGGGGUGACCCCGAUGACUCUGAAAAGGAGGAUGACGAUGAAGGUGGCAGUGAUGAAGCAGUCAUUUUUGAUAGUAUAAAAAUGGACACUGAAAUAGAAGUCUCCAAUACUGGAAGCCAAGAUGCCCCUAUAGUGCUGUCAGACAGUGAGGAAGAAGAAAUGAUCAUUUUAGAACCAGACAAGAAUCCAAAGAAAAUAAGAAUACAGACCAUCAAUGCAAAACAAGAAAAAGCACCAAGUAAAAGGCCAGUGAGAAAGAGAAAAAAGAAGAGAGCUGCUAACUAAAGCUCACAUGGUUGUAUUUGUGUAUAUAACUAUUAAAGGAUAUUUAUUUAAGUGCUA
This is a messenger RNA of Rhinolophus ferrumequinum (greater horseshoe bat), 1499 nucleotides long. RefSeq names its product exosome component 9 (gene EXOSC9). Gene Ontology annotation, cellular component: cytoplasmic exosome (RNase complex); nuclear exosome (RNase complex). The transcript is spliced from 12 exons. The coding region runs from base 120 to 1442 and encodes 440 amino acids. NCBI's taxonomy places the organism in Eukaryota, Metazoa, Chordata, Mammalia, Chiroptera, Rhinolophidae. The record is from RefSeq and is a predicted model, not a curated record. Gene Ontology annotation, biological process: U1 snRNA 3'-end processing; nuclear polyadenylation-dependent rRNA catabolic process; U5 snRNA 3'-end processing.